GGUGGUCAGAGGGGCUGGGAGCCGGGGGAGACUACCAGGGCACGUCGGAGCGGCAGCCAGAGCCGGGGACCCGGCGGGCGGGCAGGCGGUGGCAGCGGCUCCAAGUAGGGUUCUAGAGCGAGCGGCCGACCGCGGAGCAAGAGACGCGGGCAGCCUGAGGAGGGGCAGCAGAGGCGGCGACCAGACCUGCCGGGAGAGAACCGAGGCGGCAGAGGAGAACUCAGGCUGCGGGAGGCGGCACGCCCGCGAGAAAGGGGGCCUCCCUGAAGAUAGGGAAGAAAAGAGGAGACUGAGCCCGGGGAGGAGGGCAGGGAAGCGGGCAGGCGGGCGGAGGGGGUCACUGACACGCACCCCCUCCCCGGGAGCGGUCCUCAGAGUUUCCGUGUGGCUGGGUGGUUGUCCGGAGAGCCACCUCUAAGGCGAGCAUUCCUGGAGUCACAGGGAAGCGUGAGCAUCGCUCCUGCUGGGGUAGGACCCCGGGGACCCAGUGGUCACAGAGGUGCUAGGGGUUGCCUGCACGGGAAGGAGAAAAUCUACUGUCCCCAAUGGGAAUUCCUCUGCUCUUUACCCCAUUAAGAGCGCUGAAUCGGAGAGUCCUGGGUAGAGCCUGCGCCGGCACAGGGCUCUGCUCCUUCUCCUGGAGACUCCCAGUUCCCCUUGGCCCAGAAGGAAACCUCCAUAAGUGAAGGAAAACUAAGGGGAAUUCAAAGGAUUAAAGUCCCAGCUCAGCCAGUAACUUACUGCUUGACCUUGGGCAAGCCUUUUGCCCCACCUCUUCACAAUAAGGGGCUGGAUUAGAUCGCUGAGGUUCCUCAAUUAUUUGGGUUCUUUGAGAGUGGAGAGCUGUGUCCACUGCCCCUUGUAUACUCACGGGCAUGACCUGUAGACAUAGCUCGUUGGCCUUGCUCUCUGCCCAUCCUGGUGGCUUCCAACUGACCUGGUUCCUGCUAAAAAUUGAGUUUCAUCAGACUGGGCGGGAGCCCUGGGACUUGAGAGGUAGACGGCACAAAAAACAUUUGGCUCAGUCCCUGAGACCAAGGCAGCUGAGUUUUGUACCAUAGGGAGAUAAGGAUGGAGGACUGGAUUGGAGCAGGCCCCUUCAGGUAGAGAAGGGGAGCUAAGUGGACGUUGCUCUUCUUUCCUUUCCACCUCCUUGAAGCCCCGUUACUGCAGAGCAUCCCUCCUUCCUGCAUACCUUCCCACCUGGACCCAGGCAGGUAACCUAAUGGACAUAUGCAGUCCAGGAGAAGGAAAUAUCUUUGGCUGAUACUUUCAGCCUCCUGGCUCCUCCUUGUCCUCUUAGGGGCUCCUCGGCUCCGACAGCUUGCCAUCCCUCCUGGUCUGAGACCCAGGACACUGACCAGCUGGCCCCAAUGGUUGGAUCAGGAGCUUCUGUCGAGUUUUGUGGGGCCUGAGGAGCUGACCAAAGACCUCUGCCCAACUUCCUGUAGUCCCCACCAGUGGCGGAGCCAGAGGCUUGGCUGCCUCAUGGAGACCUGCUUUGACACCUCCAGAUGCCAGGGCCAAAGCUUCAAGGUGUUUGUAUACCCCAUUGGGUUGACCCAGCCCAUCUCUGAAGUUCACCAUAAAGUCCUGGCUUCCAUUGAGGGCUCUCGCUACCACACAGUCAACCCUGAGGAGGCUUGCCUCUUUGUCCUCCCAGGGGAUGUUCUGGGCCCCCAGCUACUCCCACUCUGGAAUGGAGGGCAGAAUCAUCUCAUUUUCCAUCUCCACCCAGACUCUUGGCCUGAUCUAGGCUUUGAUCCCGGGCAGGCCAUAGUGGCCAGAGCGAUCCCCACACCAGAGACCUUCAGGCAUGGCUUUGAUGUUUCCCUCCCCCUCUUCUCCCAGAGCUACCCACAGAGGGGUGGGAAUCGAGGCCAACUGGUCCAUCUUAUUCCCCCUCCUGGAGAGGACCUGUUGGCCUUUGAGGGCCAGUUAGACAUGUGGGUCACUGGCUCUUCCAACCAACGGGACCAGAAUGCCAUCUUGAUCCCCAGUGAUCACCAUGGUGAUAUCAUCGAAAGACACAGGGACAGACUGUGUAAGCAGGACCACACCACUGAACAGUCUGAGGAUCAGAAACGCCUGCACAAUUCCACCUUCUGUUUCAUUCCCCCGAACUGCCGUCUGGUCUCCCUCCACCUCCUCCAGGCCCUGAAGGCGGGAUGUAUCCCUGUGUUACUGAGCAGGGGCUGGGAGCUCCCCUUCUCUGAGGUCAUUGACUGGGGCACCGCCGCCAUCAUCAUUGAUGAGAGACACCUGCUUCAGAUCAAGUCAGCUCUCCAAGGACUGCCCCCUGCCCGGAUCCUCGCUCUCCGCCAGCAGACCCAGUUCCUGUGGGAUGCCUACUUUUCUUCAGUGGAGAAGAUUGUCCACACCACACUGGAGAUCAUCAGAGACCGGAUCUUUAGAGCAGCCUCAAGGCCCUGGCUGCUGUGGAAUACUCCUCCUGGGGGGCUCCUGGCCCUGCCCACCUUCUCCACACAUUUGAGAGACUUCCCCUUUUACCAUCUGCAACAUGGCUCCAGUCCCUCUGGCAGAUUCAGUGCCCUGAUCUGGGUGGGGUCCCUGGACCAGCCCCCCCUGAAGCUGAUCCAGGAGGUGGCAGGCUCCCAGCAUUGUGCCCAGAUUCUGGUCCUCUGGAGUAAUGACAGUCCUCCUCCAGCUCAGGGGAAGUGGCCCCAGACUACAGUGCCCCUGACAGUCAUUGAAGGGAGGAAGAAGAAGAGCGACCGCUUCUUCCCUUACAGCACCAUUAGCACCGAUGCCGUCCUCAGCCUGGAUGCCCGCAGCAGCCUUUCAACCAGUGAGGUAGACUUUGCCUUUGUGGUGUGGCAGAGCUUCCCAGAACGCAUUGUGGGUUUCCAAACCCGGAGCCACUUUUGGGAUGAAGCCAAGGGCUCCUGGGGCUACACAGACCAGAGGCCCAAUGAGUUCUCAGUGGUCCUCACAGCUGCUGCCUUCUACCACAGGUAUUACCAUGACCUCUUCACCCACUCCCUCCCUGCCCCACUGAGGGACCUUGUGGAUGAAAUCUCGGCCUGUGAAGAUAUCUUGAUGAAUUUCCUUGUGGCUGAAGUCACCAAGCUUCCCCCCAUCAAAGUACCACAGCGAAAGCAGCUCCAGGAGGGCUCCAGAGCAGAACAGCCCGCAAAGGACUGCAUCAACAGGUUUGCCUCAUGGUUUGGCCGCAUGCCUCUGGUGCAUUCACAGCUCCGCCUGGACCCUGUACUCUUCAAGGACCAGGUGUCUGUCCUACGCAAGAAGUAUCGGCACUUGGAGAGACUUUAGGACCUGGGACAUCAUCCCCGGCUGAGCUUCCCAAACUUCCCCAAAACCCAGUGUGGUGAAAAAAGAUUCAGACCAAGUGGGGUGAACUGGGCAUUUUCUAUGUGGAGGACCAGUAGGGAACAUAGUGUGGAUGGGUCAUUGUAGUUUAAGAAUCUGGGUUUGUGGGGCAGCUAGGUGGCGCAAUGGAUGGAGCACCAGCCCUGGAUUUAGGAGAUUCUGAGUUCAAAUCUGGCAUCAGACACUUGAUACUUGCUAGCUGUGUGGCCUUGGACAAGUCACUUAACCCUCAUUGCCCUUGAAAAAAAAAAAAGAAUCUGGGUUUGUAUCCUCUUCUACUUGCUACAUGUGUGACCUGAGCAAGUCACUCAACCUCUUUGGGUCUCAGUUUCCUGGUCUGUAAAAUAAGAGGGUUGUACAGGAUGGCCUCUGAGGUCCCUCCCAGCUCUGACCAUAUGAUCCUAUUACCUAUAAGGUCUCCCUUCCAGCCCUAAUAUUCAAUGAUCUAAAACCCUGGGACCUCCAGGGUACCUCCUUAUUGCUUAGCCCAUCUCAGCUGAGCUCAUGGCUCCAGACAUCUCACCCUUGUUUGAGGUGAUUGGUAGGUGAUUCCCAAGGUCUCCUGCACUAAUCUUGGAGAAAGAGGAGUCUGAUAGCUGGCUCCCAGAGGCUGAUAUCUGGAUCAGAGUACCCAAUUCCAUUUAUACUACAGAACCCUCCCCACCACCUCCCCACUCCCCAGGUUUUGAGCUACUCGAUGGAAUACCUUCUCUACAAUCCUUCCUGGCCCCACUAGAGGGCAGCACCAGAUCACCUGUGCCUGGGCUUCUUUCCUUGUCCUGGGCUCCCUUGGGCAGCUAGAGACCCGGAGAGCCAGGGAAGGUUGUGUUUUACCCCCCUCCCCCACCAGGAGUGGGACCAGGUAAACCUGAGCUGGGAGAGGAAAGGGGGGCAGAUGUUGUCUGUUGGGGCUGGGGAGAAUUAGAAUCACCCUUCAGAAAAUCACUCCGUAUAACUUGUAUGCCAAGUUGUAACUAGCCGAAACUGCCCGAGGCAAAUGCAGGGGUGUGUGUGUUUUAUGGGGAGUGGGUAUGAUCUACAGAAGCACUGAGGACAGUCCCACUGGGGCCUCAGCCUCUCUGGGAAGUGAGCCCUGGAGGAGGGUCUCCUUGGGGAUGCUGGCUGAAAACAUUUACACCCGGCCCAUGGCCCUGCAGGACCAUGAAGCAGAUUGUGGGGACGGUGGUCACCUUGAGACAAAGUCCCAUUCGCCCUGUGGCGGUGACCACUUGGCUUCCCUGUCUACAGUUUGUAAAGCCCAUAUGGCUGAGGAAGCUGUAGGACCUUCCUAUUCCUUCUAUUACAGACUGCUUCUCCCUUAGAUCUGGGAAAGACCUUAGAGAUCAUCUCAAGCAAGGCUCUCAUCUUAAUAUAUGAGGAAACCGAGUCCAGGGAAGCGAGAGGGGUAGCAGUCAGAAGAACUGGAUUCAAAUUCCACCUCCCUGGGGCAGCUAGGUGGCGCAGUGGAUAAAGCACCGGCCCUGGAGUCAGGAGGACCCAGUUCAAAUUCGGCCUUAGACACUUGACACUUACUAGCUGUGUGACCCUGGGCAAGUCACUUAACCCUCAUUGCCCUGCAAGAAAAACAAACAAAAUCUGGCUCCAAGGCACAACCCUUUACUUCCUGGGCUUCCAUUUCCUUAUCUGUUAAUGGGGCUGGGGAGGGGAGAUGGACUCAUCUCUCUGAGGUUCCAUCCAGUUCUAAAUCCUAGCUAGGGUGCUAAGAGUAGUCCUAUAAAUUAGCAACAGAACUUGUUAUGGGGGAAAUAGUGGAAG
Messenger RNA from Dromiciops gliroides (monito del monte), 5127 nucleotides. RefSeq names its product exostosin like glycosyltransferase 1 (gene EXTL1). Bases 1234 to 3294 code for a protein of 686 amino acids. The record is from RefSeq and is a predicted model, not a curated record. Gene Ontology annotation, molecular function: glycosyltransferase activity. Gene Ontology annotation, cellular component: membrane. The transcript is spliced from 11 exons. NCBI's taxonomy places the organism in Eukaryota, Metazoa, Chordata, Mammalia, Microbiotheria, Microbiotheriidae.